ACCUGAACAAGUAUCUGAAACUCCAUGUUAUACCGUGUAUUUUGGAUCUUUAAUAUUUCUUUGUUAUAUAUUGUUGAUAUAUCGAUAAUAAUCACACUAUAUUCUACAUAACAUUUCAUGAUAACCGACAAAUAUAACAAAUACACAACACAGAACACACUGCAUUAUAUCCCGCCGGAUCUUCGAACGUGCUUUAUUUUGUAAUCCAAUAUGUCGGCGUUAGGGACGCUGUUCGGUAUUCACCGAGAUACAAUUCCUCUACCGCGCGUAUUAUAAUUUUUUGAUAAAUUACCGCUGCAUAGAUAGUUUCUGAAGAACCGUGUGUGUUGUUAUUCUCAUUAUCGUCGAUAUUACCAUUAUGGCGAAAUCCAUGUUGUCAACCGCCCCCUGGUGCAGCAAAUUAAAAAGAUUAAAAGUGACAUUUUAAUAAGAAAUCUAUAUAAAAUGGCAAGGAAAAAAAACAUUGAAUUGUUAAGAAUAUAAGAGCAGGAAGAGUACUUCUUAAAGGAAGUUUAUUUAAAAAGGUAUAAGGAAACAUGACAGAUGUUAAACCAAUUGGAAUUUCUCAAAAUCAGCCACAACAAACACAACAACAGUCACAGCAGCAGCAACAGACACAGCAACAACAGCAACAGCAGCAACCACAACAACAACAAUCUCAACCACAGCAAAUGAUGAUUGCAACCCAUGAUAUUCAACAACAGCAAAAUGUACAGCAGCAACAGCAGCAUGUUCAGCAACAACAAUCUCAGCAACAACAAGUACAGCAGCAAGCGCAACAACAAGUACAAUCUCAACAAGUUCAACCACAACAACAAAUUCAACAGCAAGUGCAAUCACAGCAGCAAAUGCAAGUGCAGCAGCAGGUACAGCAACAAGUGCAACAGCAAGUACAACAACAGCAACAGCAACAGCAACCUCAACAACAACAAUCUAAUAGUGGACCACAUAACGUUGUUCCUACUCAAGUGCAGGUACAGCCACAGGUAGCAGCAAUUAUGCCCCAGCAACAGGGUGCUGUUGCAGUGUCAAUGCAGCAUCAGCAACAGGGUGUUGGAGGUGUAUCUAUGACUUUAUCUGGUCAACAAGGAGGAACGACUAUAACUACUAUGGCUGCGCAUCCACAAGCAGUACAAGUUAUUCAACAACCUAUGCAGAACCAAGCAUAUCAUUUGCAACAACUUUAUAACACCCAAGGAACUCCACUAUUGAUGCCAGGAAAUUUAGCUCUCCAUCCUGCAGGCAUCAAUCCUUCGUCCAUACAGGUCAUAACAGCUGGAAAGCCAUUUCAGUCUGCUGCUCAAUUAACACCUCAUAUGCUAACGACAGCAUCGACACCAGGUCAAGGAGGUGGUCAUCCUGCAGCUGGAGGAACUAAAGUUCAAGGGUUCCCUACAGGUUACUUACCAGUACCUACUUCAGCUACACCUGGUGCAGGACAAACUCUGGUAUUUGGUCAACUUGGUGUACUGGGUUCUCCACAACCACCUCCAUCUAUACAACAACAACAGCAGCAGCAGUCUGCAAACAAACAAGAUCAAGUACAAAAGUAUACUACGUGUACAGCGGCUACUCCGUCCGGCGGACGAGGUGGUAUGCAAUUUGCUCCUUGGCAAUUUACACCACAAGUUGCUUGGACUGGAAUACAACCACCGGCGCUUCUAACUAAUCAAAUAUUCAUUAGAGGUCCUACUCAACCUGAUAUGUUUAUACAAAGUCCACAACCAAUCCAAGCUCAUAAUGCACUAGCUACGCAACAACAAAUUCAGGGAGUACAACAAAUUGCUGCAGCUAGUGGAAAACCAAAGGUAAUGGAUAUACAACAACAACAGCAACAAAGUAAGCAAAGUUCAGGUGGACAACGACCUUUGAGUAUUUUACCGUCCUCUUUACAAGCAGUACAAGCUGCUAACAUACGAGCUGCCAGUUCUGUUUCAACGCAAACUGUUCAUGGAGUACAAACUACGGUACAUGUACAGAGUGGCAAAGGAAGCGGUAGUAGCGGUAAAGGCCGUGGUAAGCCAUUGCAAUCGCCGCAACAACCGCAACAGCAGUCACAGCAAACGAUGCAACAACAACAUCAACAGGUUUUUAUUCAACAGAAACAGCAUACGCAGCAGCAACAGCAGAUGCAGCAACAGUAUCAACAGCCGCAAGUGCAGCCAUCGCAACAGCAAAUACAACCAAAACCAAUAAUGACAAACAUGGCUCUGCAACAACAACAACAACCAGGUGUAGUCCUUAGUGGGGAACGUCCGAUUAUGCCUGUAGUUUCGGUGAGCGGAGUUGGCGUUGCUACAUCUCAAAUGAGUCAAGUACAACAAUCUCCCAUGUCUGCUGUACAACAAUUACCAUUACAAGCAAUCAAUUCGACAAUAAUUGGUAGUCAAAUAGUUAGUGGAACAACACAGGUUCAAACGAUGUCUAUGAUAAAUCAGUCGGCGGAUCAACAAACACAUGAUAAUAAUAAUUCCGCAAUAAUGAUUGCAUCACCCGAUCGUAAUCACCAAGCUGAAUGUUCUUUAGCAUUACCAUCUGCUGCAAAUACUCCUACAGCAAAUGAAGAGAAUUCUAAAUCAAUAUUGAAAAAGGACGAUCCAAUUCCAAUAGAAGAAGUGACCGUAUCUCAGCCAGAAACGACAGAUGGGGACCAAUCUAAGAUAACUUUAAAAGAUGAAGAAAAUUUGUCGGUAAAGUUAGAAGAAAAAUCAUGUAGUAAUCCUUUAGCAGGAUUAGCAAAUACGAUUAAUUCUAUUACGAAUGGUAUCAACAAUGAAGACUCAGCGGCAAUUCCUGCUUCUGUAUCAGUUAGCGCAAAUAGUAAACAUGUACCACCAAAGGCAAUGGUCAAACCACAAGUUCUUACACAUGUAAUUGAAGGCUUUGUUAUUCAAGAAGCGUCUGAACCAUUCGCUGUUAAUCGAACGUCAUUGAAUAAUACAGUUAAUCAAGAAGCAGGUAAUAUUUUAAACCGCAGUACUAAUUCAUCAUCUGAAAGAGAUAGUCAUGAAGAACCUCCAAGGAAAAAACAUGCACCCAAUUAUCCGAAUGACGAAGAUGUAAAUAAUGUUCAAAUGGGAAAAUGCGAAGCUUGUGGUAAUUUGAUAGAUGAACAAAAUACUAAAUUCAAAAAAGAGAAACGGUUCUGUUCCUCUAGUUGUGCAAAAAGCAAAAAGCGGGAAGCAAGAGAUCGUGACGGUACUGAAAAACAAUGGACUGAGAUAGAGACUGAAUCAAAAACCGAUGGAGAUAUAAAAAAGAACGGAGAAGAAAAGUCAUUAUCUAGUACAACUACUAGUUCUUCCGUUGAUGAAACACUGCCGAAAGUUAAUCCUGUGAAGUGGACGGUUGGAGAAGUAUGCGAUUUUAUACGCGGAUUACCAGGGUGUGCUGAUUACGCGGAAGAUUUUGCUAUUCAAGAAAUAGAUGGUCAAGCACUAAUGUUACUCAAAGAAGAUCACCUUAUGUCGGCCAUGAGUAUAAAGUUGGGUCCUGCAUUGAAAAUCGUAGCCAGAAUUGAUUCAAUGCGUGUGGAGUCGUCAAAUUCUAAUCCUACAACUAAUAGUUCGUAAAUGUUUAUUGUUUAAGGUUUCUACUCGCAGAAUUUCAAAUUGCAGCCUAUGGGCUACAGGGUUUGUGCAAGUAUUUGAUCGAAUCAUAGAAUUAAGAUUUAAAAUUAUUAAGGUUCAGUACUUUCAAUUCUACACUUAUGAUUUAAAGAUCGAUCUAUGUAAGACUAAGUUCCGUAUUAUUUUGUUGCUGUAUACAAAAUAACAAUAUUAAUAUUUUAAAUUUGGUGUACUAUAUUGUCGACAUAUACAUAUAUAUACAAAUCCACUUUAAAGGGUAAGUCUUACACUGAUUGAUUUUUAUAAAUGUAAAUAGCAUUCAGUUAUUGUAACUUUUCUUUGAAAUUGAAAUGUAUGUAUAUCUGCUUUGGAAAAUUUUUCUAAAAUAUUGCUGUUUAACUAGUAUGAUCAAGAAACUGAGUACAAAUUAUGUCUAUUACACAAAAAAAAAGAUAAAACGUUGUAUAUAAAGUAUCCGGCGUAUGUGCGAUGUAUUUUGUACUCGAAAAUUCCUUUUGGAAGCUGUAUAAAAACUAUUGCCUUCUGUAAGACUUACAAUAAUCUCGAAAAAUAUCUGGCACUUUUAAAACGGUUAAGCUUUGUGAUGAAUAGCAAUUUCCAUACAUAACAAUUUUAAAUUGAGGUACAAAGUAUUUGAAAUAAUGCGAUAACACCUUUGACUAUGUUUUACUUUGUAAAUGUUUCAUGUGCACUCGACUUACAUACGUGUAAAUAUUAAACAAAAUGUUUAUUUAAUAUACAAAUUUUAUAACAUAAAAAUAUUUUAUAGUUGUUAACACUAGUUGUCCUUCCAUUUAGAACUAGAUAUUAAUUUAGAUACAACACUCUAAAUGCAAGAAAAAUAUAUUUUAAUUUAUAAAAUAUGUGAUGUUGAUCAAGAAAUAAGGCAAAUUGUAUAAUAUCUUAUAACUGUGAAGCAUACUCAACAAAAUGAAACGAGUAUGAAUGUAUUAUAUCAUUAUUCAACAUUUGCAAUUGCCAACAAUGUGAAUAUAAUAGUAAUUGUCUAAAUCUUUAUUAAGUAGAUUUAUUAAUUUUGUAUUUAGUAACACAGAGAUCAGUAUAUAAUUAUAAAAGAAUGUAUUUCAAAAUUAAUAUUUUAACGAGGAAAAUAUUUGCAUUUACGAAAUGCACAGUAUUUUCAUAUUACAAUCUAUAUUUAAUUUUUAAUAAUACCUUAUUAAUAGCGAUAAAAAUCAAGCAUUACAAAUUUUAUCCGUAACAAGUAAUUAGACAAAGAUAUAGUAUAUGCAAAAAUAAAAUACAAAACGCAUUUGUUAAUUCAAGAUUUCUCAGGGUAUAGUCUUAUUAUAUAUCUUUUUAUAUUGAUUUGAAUGGCACCUGAGUAACAGAUGUGCACAAUUGUGAUGAAAUUUAAAUAAAUUAGAGCUCUAAAAAUAUUAUGAAUUAAAGUCUA
Bombus huntii is the source of this 5007-nucleotide messenger RNA. RefSeq names its product polyhomeotic-like protein 2. Gene Ontology annotation, cellular component: PRC1 complex; nucleus. The transcript has 14 exons. NCBI's taxonomy places the organism in Eukaryota, Metazoa, Arthropoda, Insecta, Hymenoptera, Apidae. Gene Ontology annotation, molecular function: protein binding; zinc ion binding. The coding region runs from base 537 to 3572 and encodes 1011 amino acids. The record is from RefSeq and is a predicted model, not a curated record.